This is a messenger RNA of Oikopleura dioica, 1167 nucleotides long. The record is from the annotation of a GenBank genome assembly. Lineage: Eukaryota; Metazoa; Chordata; Appendicularia; Copelata; Oikopleuridae.
AUGCGAUUGGCUCGCCCUCCAAAAUGGGCAUAUUGGUUAGCCGCGGAUUCCAACACUCACAAAGAACACUUUGCGAUUGAAUGGGGAUGCGAGUGUCCGGAGAUGAUGCUAAAUGGACGCCACUUCUACCUGCAUUCCGAUCGUCGCCAUCUGCUCUUUCUACAAAACGGUAAGAUGCUGGAUUUAGCUUUGGCCAGCAUCACCGAGCACAGUGGUCACGCUUCUCGACGACUCGACAAUUUGAGAUUCAUCGACGAUUUCGAAAUGGACCGUAGUUUCCCUCACCUCACCUCGACUAUCAAGUCGAAGGCUCAUCAAAUAGCUCAACCGCGAAUUCCACCUCCAAAGAAAUCAACUCAAUCGGGUUCAUCGUCUCAGGGGGAGAGGAGUUAUACGCCCGUCAAAAGGUCUCAGGUUCAGACUAUCAACCCAGAUAUCUCGCCUGUGAAAUAUGCCGCGGAUGUUACUACUGGUGGAACCACCUGGGAAAUCACCAUCUCCGAAUCAGCCCAUUCUCAAGCUCUAUCUACCCAGAACUUAGAUGUCAAGUCGCGUGAUGUGGCAGAUCUAAAUAAUUCGUCAGAAAAUGUCGCAUCACAAAAGAGACCCACUCCAGUGCAAAAACGACGUCAAAAGCGAACUCGACCCGAAGCUUCUCCGAACAGUACAGUUGUCGAACUGCAUCCGAAAGCGCCGCGGACAUCAUCUCGAGUGAAAACCCAAGUUCAACCGAUGAACAUCAAUAGCUCCAGCAGCAAGAGCUACAACUAUGCGAAAAAUGCCGCCCCUUCAGGGAUGAAGCCGCUUCGAAUGUACAGUACGAGCGGCGAUGUUCCUGUCAACACGAUCUUCCAGAACCCGACUACGACCACGUGUACCUUCCAAGACAACUGCCCUCUUUUUCCAAAGUCAAGUGGACAAAUUUGGCCAUGUGUAAUUAUCAGUCGUAACUCGAAAACAUAUCCAUCUUCUUACGCAGUUCCAGCAAACGACUAUUUUUUCAAAGCAAGCCCGCAUUUUGAACACAAGAUUGUAAAUGAGCAGAUAGGCCGAAUUGGAAGAAAUCAGCGUGAUGUUGGUACACUAACAACCCCAGUGGCAGAGUCGGUUGCAAGCUCAGACGAAGAAAAACGAGACAACAUUUGGCUAGGUGGCCACUAUCGGUGA